GACUUUUGUCUCAAAUACUUUGAAUGUAAGAACAUGUCUCUGCCAGUUGAAACUUAUUUCUUACAAUGCUCUCAGGAGUAAUAUGAGUAAGGUUUUCUACCAUUUCAAGACAGAAUUUCACAGGAAAAACUGGUGCACUGAAAUUCUACCUAUUUCAUGCUAAAUUUAGACCGAACGUCAGAACAUAAGCUCAUUAACAUAAAUUGCCACCUCCGCAAUUCGCAAAGCGUAGUGGGAAAUAUUUAAAGAUGGCUGCUGGAAAAGACGAAUCGGUAUGAAAUUUUAUACUUUGUUUUUUUUUUUGUUUUUGUUGGUCUAAUUUUAAAAGUUUUUGUAUAAACGAAUGAUAGAUGUAUUAGUUAGUUUAAAAGUUAUAAAAAUACAGGUUUAAUUAUAAGAUUAGCGUAGUUAAUGCCGUUUAAAAUGUGCAUUAUUUUGCGUCUUGAACAAAACGGAAUGCUCGCUGAAUGUAAACAAACUUAUGCGAUUGUGGUUUUGUGUUGAAAGGGCUUUAUUCUACCGAGCGUUUCGUUUGUAUUUUAAUGUUAGGCAUUUGAAUAUGUUUGAAUACUGUUAGUUUAACUGUGUUUACAAAGUUCUGAGGGAAAUUUUUGUGAAAAACGUGUAGAAAGUUCAUAUUUUCGAAUCUGACGCGUGUAAUUAAAUUAUUUAAAUAAUAGCAGUCAGAUAUAAAUCAUUUUAGCAGGUAGUCUCUAAUAGUUCUGUUGAGUAUGUGCUCAAAGCAUUGUUCUAGAUAUUUCACUAUGACUAAAUUAAAGGGUUAUCUGAACAUGUUAAUGUUCAUUUGCAGGUCAGAGUGUAUCAGGUGAUUUUAAUAUUUUGUCACAUGGGGGAACUGUACUAAAAAUAUAAUAUUAAUGUACUCGUCGUUCAUGUGACUGUGAUAGUGAAAAUUUUACAUGUGAUCAUACCCAAGUAAUUCUUGAAUGCAUACACAAUUAAAGACAUGGCCUCAAGCAUAUUUUGCUUUUUCAACCUUUGUCAGGAUUUGUUUAUGUCUGUGAGGCUUGACGAUGGCAGACGAAUAUGUAAAAUGUCGGUCUCAUCUCAAACAACUGGACAGGAUGUUGUUGAAUUGUUAAAACCAGAUGACGAGAACGUGUAUUAUUUACUUGAAAUUUGGAAAGGAUGCGGUAAGAAUGUGUUAAUUCUUUCAUUGAGUGUGUAACAUGGGGUGCAGGGAGGUAUAUAACAAAACUUUUGUUGGUAGGGAUUGAAACUACCUGGGUAUGUCAAAUUUCUCCUUGUAUUUUUUAGGUAAUUGCAUCCCUACAAACAAAAGUUUUGUUAUUAGAAUUAUUGUCAAUACCUACACUAGCAUAGACUGUUUAAGAUUAUAUCAGGGAGAUACAUACCCAAACAGUCUGUGACAACAUAACCUGCGAUCAGGCUUUUUUGGUACCAGUGUAGGUAGUGGGAAUAACACCUGAAAGCUGUGUAUUGAGAAGGAUUCAACUACAGGGGUGGAGAAAAUUCACUGCUAGCAGGAAAUGUUAAACAGCUGCAGGAAAUUCAUUUGAAUGAACAUUUGCUAUUGAAAUUUUGAAGGAAACCUUGACAUCCAUGUCCCACUAUGGGCGCAACAACAUAUGGUUGACAGACAUUAUUUCUUGAAUUUAAAAUCAUGGUCAGCUACAACACUAUAUGUUUAUGCACAUGCAGAUUUAGCACAAAAAUACUUUGUUGGUCUGCAGGAAUUUUUUAUCUUGUCUUCAUGUUUUGCUCCCAGGAAGAAAAUUUUCCUGCCAUGUUCAACUAACUGAAAAAUACAAGUAAAACUUCAACAUUUUGAGCGAAGGCCCUUCGUGGGGAAUUUAGUAGUAGAUAUAUGCCCCCGUGCAAUCUCUGGCACACCUGCCCCCCAGAAAAUGUAGCCCUGACUAGCCAUGCACACAGCCAUAGAUCCAUAAGGAGAGACAAUGUUUUACUAACUUUUUGAAAAAAAUACAGUUGCAAAUUGCAAUGUAAAUUCAACCAUAGAAAAUUCAUUUUCACCUAGCCUAUGCACAGACAGAACUUUCAAUUGCACCUGGCGUGGGGAGCAUGUUUUCAGGGAGGCAAGCAUCGUUGUUCUAUCAAGUGAAAGCCGCUAUCAAAACGUGCAUAACUUAUGGUAUAAGGCAUCUGCAUACAAUUGUAUUUCAUGUCUUUCUUGUCAUUUCAGAACGACCAAUAGCACAUGAAGAAAAGUUGAAAAAUGUGUUAUUACAAUGGGGAAGUGAUGUAGAUGACGUUGUAUUUAUGUUAAAGAGAAAAAAUUUUUCAUCAAGACAGGUAAAACUUAGGAAAUAAUUGGAAAUACUUUGAAACUAAGUACCUUUACAAGAACGACUUCAGUGUGACGUAAAAAUUUUUUAUGUGGCAUUUUACUGGUAGUAUCACAGUGGAAUUGUUUCAUUAAAUGUUUAGUAUUCCUACAUGUACCUCUAAAAUUCAUUUUCCUGCCUCAAAAGGAUGCCAACAGGGGGGGGAGGUAUUCAUUCUAAUUUUUUAUUUUAAAUAUUCGUAUUCCUACCAUCAAUAUUCACACUACACGUACUUCAAAACCCAAUAUUCAAUAUUCAUCUUUCACCCACAAUGGCAGUAGGCUUGCUCCUAGUUUUUGUCACCCCUCUAUAAUUUUGGACCUAUUUUUCUAAUGGAAAUGAGACUUAGUUCAAACUUAGAACACAGUCACAUUUUAUAAAGUCAAGAAUAGUCUACAUGCAUGUUUCAAUGGUGUUGCAUAUAUCAUGAUGCCUUCCCAUUACCAUAGAGAUACUUGAACAAUAUAGAAUAUAAACCAAUAGACAUAAACAUUUACUUUUCAAAUGACUAUACAUGGAAAUCUUGCUUUGUUGGCUGACCAGCAAAUUGUCUCCCAUAUAAACUGCCCUUGGCUAAUUUCCUCAUAUUUAGCAUACAAUUAUUGUUGUUGACCAUUUUCGUAUUAAAAAGAGUACUUGCUAUAUUGUCUUUUCAGAAACAAGCCAAGCCUUUACGAAAUUCUCCAGUGCCCGACCAACUCCAAGACAAGCAGCAGAAAGUUGAAAACCUCGAGAAAGAAGUUCAGCAGAAAGAACAACAUCUGAAAUCUUUACGAAACAAGGAGACGUCAAAGAACAACUUGAAGACAAAAUAUGUCAAAUUGUUGGAGUCCAGAGUUAUCGAGCAAGAAGAAAAGCUGCAGAGUUUGCAGUCUGUACAAGAUGAACUUUUUAAAACCAGACUUGAUAAUGAAAAAUUAGGUAGGCAAACUUAGUAAGAUUUUUUAUCAGGGUUCGUAGCGGUCUUUGAAAUCCUUGAAAGUCUUUAAACUGGAAUGCAGGUCUUUGUAGGCUGGAUCGAUAUACCGGAUAUAUCCGAUAUACCAGUAUUUGUUUAGAUACCGGUUUGGCGAUAUUGACAAUUUAAAAAUACCGAUAUACCGACAUUUCGGUAUUUUGCUGCCUAAUACCGAAAUGAAACGCUCUUUCAAGUCAAACUUGCUUACAAUCACGUUUAGAAAGCAAAGUUAAUACUCGCAGAUGCAUGAUUUUGUUCUUACAGUUCUAGCGGCUUUGAUUUAGCAAUACCAGACGUCUUGUUUAUUAAAUCGCCUUAAUCGGAAAUAUAAAAAUGGCGAAAUUUUUAAAGGAAAAUUUCGACAAAAAAGAAAACUUUGAUUUUGGAAGGUGGAAGUACUACCAUUUGCGAAGCAGCGAAAACCUUUUCUGGCUUUUCAAGUUUUUUUACAUGCUUGCUAACUUGUUUAUGUGUUAGUUUUAAAAAUGCAACGUUUUUUAUGUUUAUAACUAUUAGCAGCUUACUGAAACACUAUCUGAAUUUAUAUACAAAACGAAUAUUUUUCUGAAUGAUUCAACACUUCGACGCCCAAUCGACGGCCUACUAUUAAAUAAUUGCCGCUUAGCGCUGUUAAUUGUUAACAUAGCUUGAUAAUGCGAAUCUUGUGACAUUUGCACUAAUAACAGUAUGUGCCACAUUAAUAUUUUGUCAAAACUGAUUUUUCUUGACGGUCAGCACUUCAGUUUGGCUUAAAAAAAAACUCGUUAAAAAUACCGGAAUACCGGUAUUUACCGGUAUUCUGAUGGCGGUAUAUCGGUAUUCGGUAUUUGCGAUAUUGAUCCAGCCUAGGUCUUUGAAGUCUUUGCAUUGUGUGAAAAAGUGAAGAAAGUCUUUAAAAGUCUUUAAAUUCUUUGGUGAGGAAUUGAUUAUACGAUUUCCUAGCUAAUAAAAUAGAUAGAUUGAAUCAAGAUUUUCGCAAAUAUCAACGAAAAUGCGCAUUUUAGGAUGUGAUUUGAUGGCACUAAUUACUGGGUAAAAAUGGUGCUUACACUCGCAAAAGGUCUUUGAAAAGUCUUUGAAAAUAGGCGGAAACAAUCUUUGAAAGUCGUUGAAUUUUUUUGGUCUUGGAGAGUACGAACCCUGUUUAUACUGGACUUCUCAUGAGUGUUGGGGCAAAACAUUUUUCGUAAGGCAAAAAAAAAUUGGUAGGGCAGUUGUUUGUACAGUACUUAAAAAAUGCUUUAAAAUGUUACAACGAAAUUUACAGCAAUUUUGGUUAAAAAGUAAUUUUGAGAGAAACAUGAUUUUAGAUUUUAAAUGCUUUUCAUCGUAAAUAUGCGACAUAGAAAACAAUCGCCUCUUAGUACUUUGUCUUUCCUAACUUAUAUGCUUAUAUAUCUUCUUACUCAUUCAUUGUGUUAUUAACACGAACCUAUUUCUUUUUAGUUUUAGAAUUGAGUCGUUUACGCUCAAUGUUUGUGCUGAAACACCAGCAGUUAGCGGACGCCACGACGCGGGUUGAAUUGCUGAGUAGAGAACUGGCCAGAUCUUCUCAACAAAACGAAAUUUCAAAAGACGGUGCUCCAUUGAACGAAAGAAACACACAGGUUUAAAUUCUAUAUCAAGUUAUAUAUUUUAUAUUUUUGAAGUAUAGGACGAAACAAUCUCCGAAUAUGUAUGUGUUGAAAACUAUACACGCAAAAAUCUCACAUCUUGUAGCAAGUCUGCCAAAAAGUCGUUACUACAAGAUGUCUUCACACUGCUUGUCCAGAGUUAUCAACAAUUUUGGAACAAGCUCUUAGCAACCUUGUUGAUAUUAUCAGUCAGACUUGUUACAAGGUUGCUCCGAACUCUGUUUUCAAAAGCCACAACUCCGUUCUCAAAUGCCAGAACUCCGUUUUCAAUUGCCAUAACUCCUUUUUCAAAUGCCAGUACUCCGUUUUCAAAAGUCAGCACUCCGUUUUCAAAUGCCAGAACUCCGUUUUCAAAUGCCAGUACUCCGUUUUCAAAUGCCAGAACUCCGUUUUCAAGAUUGUAACAUUGUUAUAUCACGACUGUAUCGGAUUUGUUAGAACAACCUUGUCACAACUCUGAUAAUGCCGCCAAGCUUGUUACAAGUUGUUAACAGCUUGUUCCAAACUUGUUGAAACAACUGGGAACAAGCAGUGCGAACACAACUUGUUGAUGGUUUGUUGGCAGACUUGCUACAAGACGUGAGAUUUUUACGCGUGAAGUUAAGGCUUAUCUUAACAUGGGUUUCUUUUUAUUUUUAAAUUUAGCAUGCACAGUACAGCAAGCCUAAUGCUCAAUCAGAUAUAUAUCAGAAACAAUUGCUUAACCAGCAAUAUUUAAGUGAAGCACAGCUCUUACAACUGCAGGCAAAUAAUGGAUACCCCACAAGUACAUUAAACCAUAAUGGACAAGUUGGAAAGGACUUCCUCUUUUUAAGACAUGGGAUUUUGCAAGAGCGUGGCGACCUAAACAGUCUGUUGGCAUGGCAAAAUGACGAAGAAAACGACACGGAGACUAGUGCUGAUUCCGGUCACGUGUCUAAUGACUCGCCUCCUUAUCAAAAUAGACUGGGUCCGAAUUUUCAAUUUUACCCCAACCCCCCGGAUAUGUAUUGCGCAAAAGCUGAACGGUUUGAUAUUGACCAAGAUUUUGGCAGUCAAUUGAAGGGUAACCAGGGGGGAGUUGGACCUCAGGGCCUGAAAGGAAUGUCUGAAGUGGACGGAUGGUCUAAGCUACAAGGAAGGUAUCCAUCGCCUACAAACGGCAGUGCAUUUAAUCCGCCAUUUCAACCCCCCGGAAAUUCAGACCCUGCUCAGCAACUUUUUGUAAACACAGAUGUCAAACAGGGGGGUGUCGGACCAUUCUUGAGACAACAGCAUGUCAAUCGCGAUUCGCCUCAAUCAACAUCGUCAUUGUCCUCCAUGUCUUCAGAGUCGUCGAGAAAUGAGUUGUCCUCGUUCCCAGGGUCACGCCCUAUACGGAUGGGUCCUCAGGCCAAUCCGUCAUCUUCUGGUAUACCAAGCAAUGACAUGCGAAACAUGAAGUCUAACCGCGAUUCUGGUUCACGAUCCACCACACCAACAAAUGAACGUAAACAAUCUACCUCCAGUGAAAGUUCGUCCGAUGCACGUCAGAAGUCCAACCGUAACUCCGGAUCGAAAACCAAUACUCCAACAACCGAACAUAAACCUUUUAUUCCUAACGAAAGUUCAUCCGAUGGAUUGAAUACAAGCCGAACCGUUGGUUCGAUCUCGCAUUAUCACAGGAAUCGUGAAGGGUCUCUCGAGAAUUCAAGUCCUCUAACCCUUGGGCCAUUCACAAAGGAACGAGCUCCAUCACAGACUAGCAACAGCAGUUCAGAAAACUCAAGUCAUCGUGUGAGAACACCGUCUACUGAGAAACCCGCUGUGCCAACAAGUUUAAUGAUUCCUAAAGGAAAUGAGCUUAGGAAUGGUCAUAUGUCACCUACGGUAACAGAGUCUAACACAGGCCCGAAUUUCAAACACGGCAACCAAGUGAAAUCAGAUUCGCCAACAACGAAAACUCGUUCAAUGCCACAACAAGGUGGGGCCGUUAUUCAAAAUGGUCGCUCGUCCCCAAUGGUUCUGGACCUCGCAGCACAGAGCACAAAAAAUCACACGCAGCAAAACAUUAGUCGUAAAAAAUCUCCACUGUCUACUGAGCGCUCAAUCCCCGGUUUAAGUGACCCUAAGGGUCGUUCUUCCCCUGCGAUAUUCGACUCUAAGAGUACUUCUUCCGAUCGGGCAUUUGGCACUACUGGUCGUGCGUCUCCAAAAAUGGUUGACACUAAAAGUCCGACUUCCGAUCGUAGAUUUGACCCUAAAGGUCGAACAUCCCCCCGGGUUUCUGACCCCCAUGUGGAAACCUCGGUGGGUAAUACAUCAAGUAAGCCAGAUAAGGGAGGUUCAAGUCAACCGCCACUGUCCUCUCCUGCGGUAGAGGAACUGCUCAAUGACAUGACUGCAUUAAAAGUUACCACACGAGAAGUUAAGCCAAUUCAAAUCCAAACUAGAGCCGAAAAAGACUCCGAUAAUAUCCCGGUUGAAAAGGCAACCGUUAAAACGAAUACAUCUGUGGUCGAUACGAAAUUACCAUCGGGUGGUCAAAGCAAGCGAGUACACAAGCCUCCUAAGCCUGUCCCGCGAAAGCGAACAAAAACACCGCCGGCUCGAGGUUCUGAUAGUGACAGCAAUCUCAUGGUGACGCCAUCUCAUGAAACUAAGGCAACAAAGUCAAGUGGAAACAAUGCCAAGGGUGGCGGGCAGAAUAAGGAUAAUAAACCCCAAGUGCAAAGCAAGGAGAAACCAAGUGAUGGACUUGGCACUAAAGCAUAUGAUUCGAUCUUAAGGAGCUCUAAGAAGAAGAAGAAAGGAGGUAUGUAUAUUGAGACUAUAAAACCAGGUUGUGGGCAAAAAUUGAAGAAAUUGACAACACUGUUGUCACAACAGUCACAACAGCGAGAUUUUAUAUGUCCUUGCAGUCACUUCAUAAUAUUUUUAUUUCUGGGAUCCUAAAUUUUCUGGUCAAAAUGUUCUGCCAUAUUAUGUAUUAUUCUAAUAUUCUUCCCAAUAAAUUAUUCUCUGUGUCUGUUAGCAUUAUUCAAUGUCCUAAGAUUUUCUGCCAGCUGAGGCAGGUCAGAAAAUUUUCUGGGAUCCUAGAUGCCAGGAUCCACCAUUAAUUCCUGCUGUGUUGAAAAUUUGCUCAUCCUUAUUCUUUCCAAGGUAAAAAGAGCGCGAAACGAGUGAGCUUGGAUCCACAUGCGGUUUUACUUCACGCUUCUCUUGAAGGAGAAUUGGAACUAGUCAAGAAUAUUAUACAUCAGGUUGGUACGAGUACUUUGAGAAUAGAAAUAGGGAAGCUUCUGAGCUUUGAAAUUAGGUAAGGGUAGGUGGCGUUGAACUUUACUGAUAUUUCUCGACUUUGUUUUAUUUCAAAGGUUGAAGACCCAAGUUAUCCGAACAACGAAGGUCUGACUGCAUUGCAUCAUGCUGUAUGCAACAGCCAUGAUGAUAUUGUCAAAUUCUUGAUUGGCUACGGCUGUGAUAUUAAUGCCGCGGAUAUGCAAGGAUGGUAAGAUAUUAUGGUGCAAUAUUAUUCAAUGCAUACCUAUAGACUAUGAAGACCAACGUGACGUGUUUCGUGUUUUUGUUUAGGACAUCGCUGCAUUGCGCAGCGGCGAACAACAGUAUUGAGAUGUGCAAGUUUCUGAUCAACCACGGCGCGUGUGUAUUCGCUGUGACUGCUAUCGAGGGCAAAACGCCAUCGCGAUGUUGCGAGAAAGAGUCGGAAAACUUUGAGCAAUGUUUCACGUAUUUAUCAGGUAAGAUAACAGCAGAGUAUAUUUGGAAGAGGGUAUAAAUAUAAUCUUCAGCGUUCUAUAUAUAGGUCGCAUUUACGCCUGUAUUCUAAAAGCUCACUCACACUCAAUGAGUGAAGGUUCAAUCUGAGCUUCCCUUGAGUGUCAAUGCUCUUUUUGUAUAUCUGGACGGUGAGUAGUAGUCAGAUAGUACGGUACGGCACUACCCUCCAGCUAUUCAGAAACAGCAUUGACACUCAAGGGAAACUCAGAUUGAACCUCCACUCACUGAGUGUGAGUGAGCUUUUAGAAUACAGGCGUUAAACUUUAAAAACUGGAAAAAAAUGAAAAUUCAGAAAGUUGUUAAUAUAAACUAUAUCGUGUGUUGUUCUUUCACAGAGAUUGAAAACAACUUUGGAAUAUCAAACAACGGUAUAGUGUACGCUGUUUAUGCAUAUCAGGCAACUCGUAAAGAUGAGUUGAGUUUCGAAUGCGGAGAGCGCUUGACGGUAGUGCGUCGUGGUGACGUCACUGAAAAGGAAUGGUGGUGGGCUCGUGGCAUUCGCAACCAGUUUGGAUACAUUCCGAGAAACUUGUUGGGGGUUGGUAUUUAUUUUAAACAUUUCUAGUUAAUUUGCCUCCAAGGACUACCGUGUUCGCCUCAAUGUUAAUAAAGAAUGAAAUGGACAAUUUAACUUGUGGAAUUAAAACGAAAACAUUAUUACCGUAAGACAUUUUCGAUAAAGGAAAAUUGUUUACCAUACACUAACGCGCAUGUGGGUGGUUGCUGGAUUGCAAAUUAUUGGGUAGCUUUUUAUGAAAUUUAUCGUAGAUUUCAGAAAGAGUGCCUAAUAUAGCCUGUCCUAACGAAUGUUGUUAUUGAUGAGUCUUGUCUUAUUUUUCCUUGAGAGGAGAGUAUUUUUCAUCAUUACUUAAUUUUUACUGAUUUUUUCUUGUUGUUUUUUUUAUUUAGUUACAUCCUCCAGUUGCUCCCGACGUCUAAAAGUUGUGGUUUGUUGAAAACGAGGCUAUUUUCUCCUUCACGUAUACAGGCGAACGUCGAUGGCUCUUUCUGGACGUGGAAUAAUAUCCUUCAAGAAUAUUAAAUAUCCUUCGAAUAAUCUCUCAAAUAAUUUAAGCAAAAGGAACUGCUUAGUACCCGCUCUUAUUGUCAGUGAAAUUUUGUCACUGUCGUGUGUUGUAUUAACUCUGUUUACAGUAUACUCCCUUUACAUAAACCAUUCAUAGAUCUAAUUUAAUCGUGUAUAUAGUAGUCUAUUUAAUGCAGUCACUAUUUUAGAAUAAAAUCUAAAUUAAUAUAAUCCACACAAUGAACACGUGUUCAGUAGUCUAUUUAAUGCAGUAACUAUUUUAGAAUAAAAUCUAAAUUAAUAUAAUCUAUGCAAUGAACACGUAUUUUAGUAUUUUAGCUGUGUAUAGAAAAUGUCAAAUAGUAUUUAUGAAUUAAAUUGUGAUGUAUAAAUGUUUUCUUGUGUUGUUGUUGUUGUUGUUGUUGUUGUUGUUGUUGUUGUUGUUGUUGUUGUUGUUGUUGUUGUGUUUUGUUUAGUAUUUUUCCUUUGAUACUAUUCUACACCAUCAUCCCUCCACAUUGGCUUAAUGGCACAGAUUUAGUCCCCACUAUACUGAUGACAGCAUGAAGUACAUUGGAUGGAUUGGAUGUCUUCUGUCCAUACUGCUGACCACCAAGGUAAACAUUAAUGAGACCAGGUUCGAUGACCAUUUCAUUUGUAUAGACAGCGAACUGUGCUGCUUGGAUUGUGAAAGAGAGCUAAAAGCAAAAUG
Molecule: messenger RNA, 10417 nt
Organism: Paramuricea clavata
Lineage: Eukaryota; Metazoa; Cnidaria; Anthozoa; Malacalcyonacea; Plexauridae
Source: the annotation of a GenBank genome assembly